This is a messenger RNA of Meloidogyne enterolobii, 1579 nucleotides long. The record is from the annotation of a GenBank genome assembly. Lineage: Eukaryota; Metazoa; Nematoda; Chromadorea; Rhabditida; Meloidogynidae.
AUGGGACAAACCUAUAAUAUAAUAAUUAUGUGUUGUUCACCACCUGAUAUUCCUGAUGAUCAAAAAUGUGAAAUGCAGAUUGAAGCCUUAAAGAGAACUUUAACACAAUGUUCUUUAAUUGUCUAUUUUCUUGCCAAAGAGGACGGUGGCUCAACAUUACCCCCAGUUUUACUUUCCGCUGAUCGUUCUUCAAAAUUGGGAUGUUUUGAACGUCACGAAUUAAAAUAUCAAAAAAUGUUGAAAAAAGGACGGAGCGAUUCUUUUGGAACUUUUGCUGAUCGAAUAAAGCAAGUAUUAAAUAAUGUGACAAUUGAAGCUAAUGCCCAUGCUAGAGAAAAAUUUCUCAGUGAUUUACGCAAAGUUAGAGAUAUUGAUUCGCAUAGAGAACAAUGCAAAUUUCUUGAAAGAAUGAGGACGAGGCUGGAUAAUCCUGAUGUUCUUUCUGUUGAUACUGUUCAUCAAUUCCUUCUUUGUUUGCGUGAUACACAAGACUAUGAUGGAAUUAUAGGUAUGAUAGAUGAUUUGGAGCGUAUUGACCAGAAACAAAUAACACAUGCACAGGCUGUCCGUUUUCUUUAUGCAUUUGCUUUAAAUAGAAGAAAUAAAAAUGGGGAUCGUGAUAAGGCACUUACAACAGUUGAACAAAUUAUGGACUCUUCUGGUAAUCAAAUGGUCUCGCCUGAUGUAAUUUGUCUGGCUGGCCGUGUCUACAAAGAUAAAUUUAUUUCUAGUGGUUAUGAAGAUAAACAGGCGUUGGAUAAAGCAAUUGAAUGGUAUCGAAAGGCUUUCAAUCUUUCUCCGCUGGAAUAUAGUGGAAUUAAUUUAACAACAAUGCUUCGAGCACGUGGUGAAACCUUUGAGAAUUCUCCAGAGUUGCAACAAAUCGGUCUAGUUUUGAAUAGCCUACUUGGCCGUAAAGGAGCACUUGCUAAUUUGACAGAUUAUUGGGAUGUUGCUACAUUUUUUGAAGUGUCAGUAUUAGCAGAGGAUUACAAUAAGGCCUGCCAGGCAGCUGAGAAAAUGGCUAUGUUGAAGCCCCCUGUUUGGUUUCUCAAAUCUACAAUGGAAAAUAUUAAAUUAAUUAAUCGGUGUACUGCUACAUUGCAACUUUCACCAGUUGAACGUGACAAAAAGACAUUUCUUUUUUGGACAGAAUUUUUUAUGGAAGCAAUAGAUUCUCAAAAACCUCCAAUAAAUCAAUCCAAAAAACGCGAAAAUGUGGAUACAGAUGAUAAUGAGGAAGAGGAUGAUGAUGAAGCAACGGAAGAAGAAUUAGUGUCGACAAGUACUCGUUUCCCUGUUCUUAUUCAGGAAUUGAACAAAACGUUGACUCCAAGCUAUUUGAAUGUUAACCGAGAUAAUGUUUGUUGAUUUUUAUUUUAUUAAAAUAUUGCCAUGAAAGCAUUAAAUCUUGGAACUAGGGUUAAGUAACACAUUUUCUAACGUUUUGGGGAUUUCGGGCAGGCCCGACUUUUUUGGGGAUCUCGGACAAUAUAGGCGAUUGAUUCAAGAGAUUUCCUAAAAAUCGGAAACGGGGAACAAGUGAAAUCAGGGUUGAACGGGAAGUGAUCUGUGCUUG